Messenger RNA from Penicillium roqueforti, 579 nucleotides. RefSeq names its product putative haloacid dehalogenase-like hydrolase. Lineage: Eukaryota; Fungi; Ascomycota; Eurotiomycetes; Eurotiales; Aspergillaceae. The transcript is spliced from 3 exons. The record is from RefSeq and is a predicted model, not a curated record. The coding region runs from base 1 to 579 and encodes 192 amino acids.
AUGUUCCGUCAGAUGAGAGAAGCACUAGGAAUCGACAGCUCCGUCGAUAUCCUCCACCACAUCCGCCAACUCCCCACCGAAGAACAACCCACAGCCGUAUCGAAGGUGCAAGCAGUAGAGCGCCGAGCCAUGGCCGACCAGCAGCCGCAGCCCGGCCUGGUUCUCCUAAUGGACUACCUUGAAUCCCGCGGCGUACGACGAGCGCUCUGCACACGGAACUUCGAAGCACCAGUCCAGAACCUGAUUGACAAUCAUCUCAACGGUCAUGUCUUCCUACCAAUCAUCACGCGGGACACGCCAAAUCUCCUGCCCAAGCCUGAUCCCGCCGGCAUUCUGCAUAUUGCGAGUGAAUGGGGUCUUGAUGAUGGUCGGAAUUUGAUCAUGGUUGGUGAUAGCAUUGAUGAUAUGACGGCUGGGCAUAUGGCUGGCGCUGCGACGGUGUUGCUUUUGAAUGAGCAUAAUGUGCAUUUGAAGGAACAUCCGCAUACGGAUCUUUGCAUUAAGCAGCUAUCUGAUUUGAUCGAUGUUCUGGAGGCAGGAUUUGUCGGGACUAGAGAGAACGAUGAGCAUGGCGCGUGA